GAUUAAUUUGUCUGCUAUCUCUUUUAGAUGUAUAGGGUUCACGGCAAAUAAAAAAGUAAACAAAGUCCUUGAUGCAUAAAACAAGCGAUUCUGUCAAACGUGAUCAGUCAUCAGUCGUCAGUACAAUCACUAGUUUGUGUUGGAGAUUUGAAAGUUUCUACUCUACUAAAAGAACAGGUGAAAGUAAUCUCAAUCUCUCUUGAUUUUUAUGACAGUCUACUGCGAAUAUUUGCACAGUUGAUACUUUCGAAAGUAACUACUGCAAUAAUUUACUGAAAACUCUUCAUUUGAUGAAACAAUUAAAAUCAUGACGAACAUCAAUAAAGAUUUACUGCGCGAAAGAGAGCGAUGUAACUUCAAUCCAACAGAAUUAACUUAUUUAUUAGAUGGAAGUCCGGAAAAAACUGCUAAACGUCGUGAAACAGAGGAAUAUUUUCUGAGUGAUCCAGAGCUGAAAGAUGAUAUACCAGCGAGUUACUUGAGCCACAAAGAAGUUUAUGAAAAUGCCAUUAGAAAGGGUUGUAUUUUGUUGCGAAAAAUUCAGUAUUUACAAGAACAAGGAAAAGGAGAAUUGGAUAUGUAUUCACAAGUUUUGGGAGGAAUGUUGGGAGCAGCACUAUUAAAGGAUGGCAAUCCUUUAACAUUGCAUUACGUCAUGUUUAUACCAUCAAUUAUGGGUCAAGGAACAGUAGAGCAACAGGGAUAUUGGAUCAGUCGUGCGUGGUCAUGCAAUAUAAUUGGUACCUAUGCUCAGACAGAGUUGGGACAUGGUACCUUUAUAAGAGGUCUUGAAACGACAGCUACUUAUGAUCCAACGACUCGAGAAUUCAUUUUGCACAGUCCCACACGAACAUCCUAUAAAUGGUGGCCUGGUGGUUUGGGUCAAACGGCAAAUUAUGCGGUGGUCGUAGCUCAAUUAUAUACUCAAGGAGAAUGCAAAGGAAUUCAUCCUUUUGUUGUGCAGUUGAGAGACGAAGAAACUCAUGAACCUAUGCCAGGAAUAAAGAUUGGAGAAAUUGGUACCAAGUUAGGUAUGAAUGCCACUAACAAUGGAUUUCUUGGUUUCGAUCAUGUGAGAAUACCUCGUGAAAAUAUGUUGAUGAAAAAUUCACAAGUACUUGAAGACGGUACAUAUGUUAAGCCAGCUACUGAUAAACUAACAUAUGGAACUAUGGUGUUUGUAAGAACUGUAUUAAUUCGAGAUGUAUCAAGGUAUUUAUCUAAAGCUGUAACGAUUGCUAUAAGAUACAGUGCUGUUCGAAGACAAAGCCAAAUAAAAUCUAGUGAACCUGAGUGUCAGAUUAUUGAUUUUGUAACCCAACAAUACAAACUGUUUCCCAAUUUAGCAGCUUGUUAUGCAUUUUGGCUGUCUGCAGAAUGGAUCUGGAUAAUGUAUAAUAACGUGUCAGCUGAAUUACAUCAUGGAGAACUUGAAAGACUACCGGAGUUGCAUGCACUAACAUGCUGUUUAAAAGCAGUAGCAUCAUCAGACAGUGCAAGCGGAGUUGAACAAUUACGGUUGUCUUGUGGAGGUCAUGGAUAUAUGGCUGCAAGUAAUUUACCGGCAACGUAUGGUUUAGUAACGGCAGUUUGUACCUAUGAAGGAGAAAAUACAGUUUUAUUGUUGCAAACAGCUAGAUAUUUAGUGAAAGCCCACAGACAAGCCAUGAGCGGACAAAAUCUUACACCUACGGUUCAAUAUUUAUCAACCAUGGCAAAUGCAGGGAAAAAAAGACCGUGGAGAAAUACUUUAACUUGUAUUGUCGUUGCACAUCAAGCAGUAGCUGCUGGGAAAAUUCGUCUGGCUACUGAAAAUAUGGAUCAACGAAUAAAGAUGGGAGAAAGUCCAGAAGAUGCAUGGAAUCAUACAAGUAUUGAAUUAAUGCAAGCAGCCGAAGCUCAUUGUCGAGCUUUUAUUGUUGCUAGAUAUAUUGAAUGGGUUAAAAAACUCACAGUCUCGCAUGAAUUACAACAAGUACUACAACAGCUUUGUGAAACGUAUGCCAUUUAUUGGGUUCUCCAACGUGUUGGAGACUUUUUACGAUUUUCCUGUUUGGUGUCCAAAGAUGUUCCCGUACUCCAAAGACGUUUGGAAGAUCUCUUCAAAGAAAUUAGACCAAAUGCUGUAGGGCUAGUUGAUGCUUUCGAUAUAAGAGAUGAAAUAAUAGAUUCGGCUCUUGGUGCUUACGAUGGUAACGUAUACGAAAGAUUAUAUUCAGCCGCUAUGAAGAGUCCACUUAAUCAAGAAAGCGUUAACAAGUCUUUUCAUUUAUAUUUAAAAUCUCUUUUGAAAAGUAAUUUAUAAAUUUUAUUUAUCGUACUCCUUAUUUUUUUAAAUGUUGAUUAAUGUUGAAAUUAUAUAAAUAUAUAUAUAUAUAUAUAUAAAGUUGAUAAAUAUUAUACUUAUAUUUUUUAAAUAUAGUGCCUUUAUAUAGAAGAUGUAGAAGAAACAAAAUCUAAUGAAUAAUUCACAAUUGCUCAAAUAAUUUUAUGUGAAUUAAAAGUAUUGAAUUUUGUAUUUAAAAAAUUUAUUGAAUAUUGUUAUUGAAAAGAGGUCAUGAAUUAUUGUU
This is a messenger RNA of Chelonus insularis, 2570 nucleotides long. RefSeq names its product acyl-CoA oxidase 1. Gene Ontology annotation, cellular component: peroxisome. The transcript is spliced from 10 exons. Lineage: Eukaryota; Metazoa; Arthropoda; Insecta; Hymenoptera; Braconidae. The record is from RefSeq and is a predicted model, not a curated record. Bases 308 to 2305 code for a protein of 665 amino acids. Gene Ontology annotation, molecular function: fatty acid binding; FAD binding; acyl-CoA oxidase activity. Gene Ontology annotation, biological process: lipid homeostasis; fatty acid beta-oxidation using acyl-CoA oxidase.